GGGCGGGGACGAGGCGGCCUCGGCGGAAGGGAACUCCAUGAGGUCCGAGACACAGAGUGCAGAGGUGAAGUUCGAUAUAGAGGUUGACUUUGAGGACGACACUGGGAACGAUGGAGGAGGGGAGGGUUCGAGUCACGACGAGGGAAGCCGGGGAACGAGAUCAUCGGGGAACCUCACCGCAAAGGACCGUGGGAGAAGCGACAUCGACGACGUCGAAGAGAUCGAAGACGAAGAACCAAAAGGAAAGAAGAAAGACAAAAAGGAAAAGAAGAAAAAGGAAAAGGAAAAAGCUAAGAAGAAGAAGGAGAAGGAGAAAGAUAAGAAGAAAAAGGAGAAAGAAAAGGAUAAGAAGAAAAAGGAGAAAGAGAAAGAGAAAAAGAAGGACAAGAAAAAAGACAAGAAGAAGCCAGUUGAGGAGGAGAUUAUCCUGAGUGACUCCAGUGAUGACGAUGGAGGUGACAAGGACGAGGAUGACGAUGACGAGGACAGUGACGAUGUGGAAACAAUUGAAGAGACCGAUGGAGAUGAAAUCCCGGAAGAGACAAUACUGGAGAACAUCCAGAGGCAAAAGGAGAUCAUCGCUUCUAUCCGUAAACAGCCGUGGAGGAUGAAGAAGAAGCUCAAAACAUUGAGAGUUGCACAGGAGUAUCUGAACAAGUACGAGGGGCGACUGUCCAAAGGCAAGGGUUACAAAGAGACCUUUACACGGGCAUUCAAGAAAAUUAAGCGGGAGUUGUCAAACUUUAUUUCUAUCCUUAUUCCAUGGGAAACAAGAAUAAAGACAAUAGAAAGCUACUUUGGGUCAGUGGUGGCGUCGUAUUUCCUGUUUCUGCGCUGGCUGUUCUGGAUUAACAUCGUCCUGUCCAUCUUCACUAUGGCCUUUGUCAUCAUUCCAGAGCUUGUUGCAGGUUUCCCAUACGGCUCCAUUCCAAGGAAGACUGUUCCAAAUGACGAACUUCACAGAGCAGCGCAUAUCGGAACCAUCUGGGACUUUGGGGGUUAUCUACAAUAUUCAGUCCUGUUCUACGGGUACUACGGUAACGCUAAGUCCAUCGGCAGCGGGUAUCAGCUGCCUCUAGCGUACUUCCUGGUGGGGAUAAGCACGUUUGUAUACAGUUUUGCCGUCAUUUUAAGACAAAUGGCUAAGAACUCCCGCAUGAGCAAGAUGUCCACGUCUGACGACCAGUUCCAGUUCUGCUGGAAGGUUUUCUGCGGGUGGGACUACCUGAUUGGCAACUCCGAGACGGCCGACAAUAAAGUGGCUGCCAUCACCACUGGGCUGAGAGAAGCAAUAUUGGAGGAAGAGGAGAAAAACAAAGACGAACAGAGGUAUAUCACGAUCUCUCUACGCGUCCUGGCUAAUGUUCUGGUUACCAUUUUACUGGCCGGAUCUGGGUAUGCCAUCCAGCUCGUGGUGGAACGGUCCGAGCAGUUUGAGAAAAUGGACCCUUCCAAACUGUCAUGGUGGGAACAAAAUGAGGUUUCUAUGGUGGUGUCAAUCAUCACCAUGGUAUUUCCCGUGUUCUUCGACCUGAUUGGUGGGAUGGAAAAAUAUCAUCCACGUGUCAUGUUGCGGUGGUCACUAGCAAGGGUAAUGGUACUGAAUCUCGGCAAUCUCUACACACUGAUGAUUGCACUCUUCAAGAAGGUCAACAACCUUGCCGACGAAGCCCGCAAAGCCCGUGAAGCAUUGCAAGCCCUAGAGGCAGCUGCUUACAACAACACCCUGGUGGCUCAAAAUGCAACUGCAGCGUCACUCAUCAGGGAGGCCGUGGCUGAAAUAGGCAUGAACAACACUGCCAUGGCGGACAUUCUGGCACAGAAGGCGGGGAUAAAGGAACAGUGCUGGGAGACAAUAGUUGGACAGGAAAUGUUCAAACUGUCGGUGUUUGACAUGAUCGCCACCGUCGUCACGACAUUCAUUCUGGAGUUUCUCCGCGGUCUGUUCGUGCGGUUCGCUAACUACUGCUGGUGCUGGGACCUGGAGACAGGAUUUCCUGGCUAUGCAGAGUUUGGAGUCGCCGACAAUGUCCUGCAUCUAAUCUACAACCAAGGAAUGAUAUGGAUGGGAGCGUUCUUCGCCCCCAGCUUACCGGCGCUGAACGUGCUAAAGCUGAUCGGGCUGAUGUACCUGCGCAGCUGGGCCGUCAUGAUGUGCAACAUUCCUCACGAGCGGGUCUUCCGCGCUUCUAGGUCUAACAACUUCUAUCUCGUCCUGCUGCUCAUCAUGUUGUUUUUGAGCAUGUUGCCGACAGGGUAUGUGAUGGUUUCUAUAGAACCGUCCAGGAACUGUGGUCCGUUCAGUGGAAAAGAACGGAUGUUUGACAUCAUUUCCGACACUGUGAACGAGAAGUUCCCGCCCUGGAUGAGGUCUGUCAUGGCGUACCUCAGCACAGCAGGCGUCAUGAUACCUUUAUUCAUGUUGCUGAUAAUGGCAAUCUACUAUCUACAGUCUCUCCUAAAAUCUUACAAAGAAGCGAACAACGACUUGAGGAUACAGCUACAAUAUGAAAGAACCGAAGGAAAGAAAAAAGUUUACGAAAUGUCAGCGGCAAAGAAUGGAGGAGGAGGAGGCACUACUGAAACAACAGAGAACGCUGCGGGUGCCACGGGCGGGGUGGGGCGAGGCAGGGGCAACCCGGGGGCCAUCCCCAACGGCAGGUUACCCACAGGCUGCGGUGGCAUGCCCCGCUUUCCCAUGAACCACGCCGGCCCGAGGGGGAUGAUGGGAGCUAUGGGCGGUAUGCCGGGAUUCGGGGGAAUGGGUAUGCCGUUCCAGAGGAUGGGAAUGUACUCCCCCAACGUGAGGUACGGGGGGUACGGCGGGUACGUUCCCGUGAGGCAGUACAUGAACCCCUAUGACGGAGUGAUCCUGACGCCGCCCAUGGCGCCCCCUAGGUUCAGGAGGGUGCAGUACACCCCGCAGCCGGGAACCAAACUCAUGGCGGUGCCGACAGCAAAAACUGUGGGAAGUUACUCGCAAUCAAGACGUUCAUCGAUAGGCCGGCAGUCGUCGCGCGGUCCCACCACGGUUCUGGUUCCCGAGGGGUACCAGCUGGUGCAGGUGCACGUGGACGGCGGGGACGACGGCGAGUCCGUCCAGGAGACGUCCUUCAUGGACGGGCAGUACAUGGACGACGAGCUGGGCGCGCAUGGGGGGAUGGACGCGUGA
This is a messenger RNA of Branchiostoma belcheri (Belcher's lancelet), 3172 nucleotides long. RefSeq names its product transmembrane channel-like protein 1. Gene Ontology annotation, molecular function: mechanosensitive monoatomic ion channel activity. The record is from RefSeq and is a predicted model, not a curated record. Gene Ontology annotation, cellular component: plasma membrane. Bases 38 to 3172 code for a protein of 1044 amino acids. Lineage: Eukaryota; Metazoa; Chordata; Leptocardii; Amphioxiformes; Branchiostomatidae. The transcript is spliced from 24 exons.